This is a messenger RNA of Colossoma macropomum (tambaqui), 2275 nucleotides long. RefSeq names its product rhomboid, veinlet-like 3 (Drosophila) (gene rhbdl3). Gene Ontology annotation, cellular component: membrane. Bases 110 to 1372 code for a protein of 420 amino acids. NCBI's taxonomy places the organism in Eukaryota, Metazoa, Chordata, Actinopteri, Characiformes, Serrasalmidae. The transcript is spliced from 9 exons. The record is from RefSeq and is a predicted model, not a curated record. Gene Ontology annotation, molecular function: serine-type endopeptidase activity; calcium ion binding.
AGCAGCUGAAGCUGAGGGAAUGGCCGCUGAGUGCCAGCCUCUGGAGGAACGGGUCUGGAUGCCAUAAGCAGGUGGACAGAGGGGCAGAAAAGUGGGGGGGCUCGGGAGGAUGCCCACCGGGGCAAAUGUGCACUCUUCUCCGGCGGUGGCAGCCAACGCUGAGGGAGAGGAGAUCGAGGUGCUGGAGAGCACAGAGGUUCUUCCAGCAGCACCUGAAGAUCAGUGGAAGUCUCUGUUUGAUAAGUAUGAUCCGGAGAGUUCGGGCUUCAUCAGUACGGAGCGUUUCCGGGACCUGCUGGAGGCCCAUGGCUCCGAGCUCGACCCGCACAAGCUGGAGGUUCUGUUGGCGCUGGCGGACGGGAACGCAGACGGAAAAAUCUGCUAUCAGGACUUCGUCAACCUGUGUACGAAACCUCUGUGUUUAUUUGCGCAAAUGUUACUGUUUCCUCAGAUGAGUAACAAGCGCUCCAACAGUUUCCGGCGAGCGAUCCUGCAGGGCAGCCGGCAGCUGAAGAGCUCCAGUCUGAGGGAGGAGGUCGGACUGGGCCUGUCCCAGAGACUUGUCCGACACGUGGCCUACGAGACGCUGCCUAGAGAGGUUGACCGCAAGUGGUACUUCGACAGCUACACCUACUGCCCCCCGCCGUGGCUAAUCCUGGCCAUCACCAUUGCAGAGAUGGUGGUGUUUGUGUAUUAUGGGCUGCAGCUGGACCGCUGGGUGCUGCAAGUUUCCUCUCCGUCCUUCCUGAAGAGCCCUCUGCCGUAUCACCCUCAGCGUAGAGCUCAGGCCUGGCGCUACCUCAGCUACAUCUUCAUGCAUGCUGGGAUUGAACACCUGGGUCUGAACAUGGCCAUGCAGCUGCUGGUGGGAGUGCCGCUUGAGAUGGUUCACGGAGCCGCCCGGAUCGGCCUUAUCUACCUGUGCGGAGUCCUGGCGGGUUCGCUGGCCGUGUCGGUGGCUGACAUGACUGCACCUGUGGUCGGCUCGUCUGGAGGAGUCUACGCCCUGGUCUCCGCCCACCUGGCCAACGUCGUCAUGAACUGGUCGGGGAUGAAAUGUCAGUUUAAGCUCUUUCGGAUGGCCAUGGCUCUGGUCUGCAUGAGUGUGGAGUUUGGUCGGGCCGUGUGGCUGAGGUUUUACCCCCCAGCCUUCCCCCCUUGCCCCAACCCCAGCUUCGUGGCCCACCUGGGUGGGGUGGUGGUGGGACUAACGCUGGGGGUGGUGGUGCUGCAGAACUAUGAGCAGCGGCUGCAGGAGCAGUCUCUCUUCUGGAUCUUCUUCUGCGUCUACGCACUCUUCGUCUUCUGCGGGAUCUUCUGGAACAUCUUCGCCUACAGCCUGCUGGACGUCAAGCUACCUCCAGCACCAUGAAAAAGAACGAGCACGAGGGAUCUACAGGGCGUGCGUGUUGGAUGUGUGCGUGUGCGUGUCGCUACCUGGCCAGUUGUUUUGGUUGGUGGUGGCUUGAGAACCAAAUGCCAAGUACCUCACUCCUCCGAUCUGUGGCAAUGUCUGUGUUAGUGCCUAAAGUGCAUCAUUGUCACGUGCUGAAGAAGAAGAAGAAAAAAACAAGAGAUGUAGCAAAACUGAAUGUGAAAGUGGACAAAUUAACCCACAAAAACAGCAAAAAAAGUGUACUAAUAGAAAAACCUCGCUAACAUGCUAACAUGACUUAACAGAAGAUAGUCACCUCCACUAGUUAGCUUGAUAUCAAAAGACUAUUGAGAUGGAAUUAGUUUUCAUGGGGUGGGGUGGGGUAAUGCAAUCAUCACCAGUGUUUCUCAGUGAUUGUAGUCCCGUUCAAAUCUGCCAUGUCAGUAAUUUUUACAAAUUACAUGCUCCCACAUCAGAUUGUCACAGCUUUUACCUACUUUAAAACAAACUAUAGAAAUAAACCCAGUUUAUGUGUGGCCAGUUUAUAUGCCAUACUUUAAAAUGAACCAUAGAAAUAAUCACAGAUUGCAUUAAUCAUGUGCUCUAAAACAAAUUGUUGAAAUAACCCAGGUUUUAUCAAUCCUGUGCUAUAAAACAAGCUGUAUAAGUCACCUAAGGUUAUAGGAAUACCAUGCUAUAAAAUGGGCUGCAUAAAUAACUGCAGGGUAUAUUAAUCUCAUGCUAUAAAAUGAACUGUAGAACAAAAUCCAGGCUAUAUUAAUCCCGUGCUGUUAAAUGAACCAUAGAAAUAAGCACAGGUUAUAAUAAUUUCAUGCGAUGAAACAAGCCGCAUAAAUGACUGCAGGUUAUAUUAAUCCUGUGCUAUAAAAACUGUAGAAA